Clonostachys solani is the source of this 624-nucleotide messenger RNA. Lineage: Eukaryota; Fungi; Ascomycota; Sordariomycetes; Hypocreales; Bionectriaceae. The record is from the annotation of a GenBank genome assembly.
AUGGAGAUGGAAGAUGAAGAAAAGCGGAGUUGUCAAUUCCAGACCGAUAUACGAGUCCGGCCCAAGAAACCCGCGGGAUUGCCCAAGAUCACCCGGAGCAGCAGCGCCCCAUUCUGGACGAUGCCGUCUCUCAUUGUUGAACUGGCUUCUGAAGAGGCAGGAAAUUCUAACCAAUGGGGUAGGAACAUCGAAGGGCUCGAGGUUCUCUACAGCACCAAUACCAUUUCUAUCGACUCCCCGAUCCUCCUGAAUGGUCUUCAGGAUAUUCUAUCGCCAGAAAAGCUCUCCCUCCUCACGUCUCUCGAAAUCACCAUCACUCAUAUACUUCAUCCGUCUUACUUCUUCGAGGGCCUUUACAACGACACUCAUCUAAAACAGGGAUCUAUCUUAUUCCCAUCAAUGAAACAGCUACAUUUCGUCAUUGACCAUCAUCGGUACCCUGCUUUGUAUUGUAACGUUGUCAACUACGCUAUAUUGUAUGCCUUAGUGGGACGGCUAGUGUUUCCGGGAACCGAAGUCAUCAUUUCUUGCGGCGGCAAGCGAGAAUAUUUGGCUUAUAGCGAACGUCCAUAUGGCGAAUGUUGGGAGGCUGAAAACACCUCGUCAUAUGAAGUUUUUGAAUAG